GACGAGAAUGUGAAACCAAGAUGGCCGGAUCAGGUACCCGUCAGAUAUGUUCAACCACUAUGAAAAUGUUUAUAAAAUGCAUUUUUGAUGAACCCUUCAAGCUGAAAAGCUUCCUAGCAAACUGUCGGUAACAUGACGUGAUCUUGAAGUGGAAAUUACAUUUGUUCGAACGGCAAAUAUGGCCGAAAACAAGAUCAAACGAAUGCUCCUGUUGUCUUUGUUUGCUCUUUUGUGUGUUGAAUAUUCAACGGGUAAAUCGGUCGUCGUUAAUUUGAACUUGGCUCCUGAAUGGAAAAGAGAAAUAACACAAAGGGCGUCGGACUACGUUCAGCACAUUAUACUUCCAUUUGUGUCCAGGGAGCUCAAUGACUUGCCAGUGCCCAGUGUUUCAGGAACAAUCAAGACUCCACUGGGAGAUGUUCAGUAUGAUCUAAACAAGAUCAAGUUGUCUAAUGUUGCCAUUGGGAAAUCCAAUGUGUCUCUAUUACCUGAGCAUGGCUUACGGAUUACUGCUGACAAAGCUUCUGGAAAUAUAGGAGCAGUUUGGCACUACAAAGAGAGUUCCUGGCCUCACAUCUCUGAUUCAGGAUCAUGCGACCUGUCAAUCACAGAUUUAUCACUUGGAAUGGCUUUCUAUGUAGAUGGUGAUUUGGGAAAGAAUCAGGGGAAAGUCAGCGCCAAGGACUGUGUGAUGAAGAUUGGCUCCGUGCAUGUCAAGUUUAAAGGAGGUGCAAGUUGGCUGUACAAUUUGUUUGCUGAUGAAUUGGCAGCAAGUCUCAAAGACCAACUGUCUGACCAGAUCUGCAAGACUGCAAUCAGCCUUAUUAGUGCUAAAGCCACAAAGGCCUUGGAUGCUUUCCCCUCAAUAAUGAAGAAAUUUACUGGAGCUUAAAUACUGGAGGGAUGGAAGGAAAAGGAACUGCACUGCUUCAAACAAAAUGUUAUUCAUAGACAAGUAGGAAGUACUUAAAAAUUAUAGCAAUCUGAUCUGCAGAGAAAUUGUCGCUGUCAUACAGCAUUCUAAUUCUUGUUGUACUGAUUGAAAGCAGUUCAUGUUAAUUUAUAAAUUAAUUAUCAAAAUUAAUCAAACAAUGAAGUAAUAUAUUAUUUGCAAUAAUUUGCCAGAUAUUAAAAAACUAGAAAUUAAAGAGCAGGGAAUUACAAAAAAUAACUUUGGGUAAAAAUGACUGUAUGGCCCAAAAUCAAAACUGACUAUGUUUUUUUCUAUAAAGGGACGAAGAAAUUGACCAUCGGUAGUCAGAGUUUUAUAUAAUUAUUAAUAAUUCAACAAAAGCUUACUUUAAUAUUGUUAGCAUCAGUAUUUUGUAGUUCCGAUAUCCAUACCCAUAACCCACCAUAUUGAAGGUCACUGGAAAUACCAAGAGGGCAGGGCCAGGAAUUUGAGGUGUGGAAAGUUCAAAUCAGAAAACCUGUCAUGGGAGGUAUGGAUUUUUCUGAACACCUGUGCACCAUACUACUGCCAAUAAAAAAGUUUUGACAUCUUGACAACCAUCUGAUGGUGUCAGU
This is a messenger RNA of Orbicella faveolata, 1527 nucleotides long. RefSeq names its product bactericidal permeability-increasing protein-like. Gene Ontology annotation, molecular function: lipid binding. Lineage: Eukaryota; Metazoa; Cnidaria; Anthozoa; Scleractinia; Merulinidae. The record is from RefSeq and is a predicted model, not a curated record.